Molecule: messenger RNA, 955 nt
Organism: Bactrocera tryoni
Lineage: Eukaryota; Metazoa; Arthropoda; Insecta; Diptera; Tephritidae
Exons: 2
Coding region: 12-863 (283 amino acids)
Source: RefSeq, a predicted model, not a curated record
GUAUCAUUUUGAUGUUGGCUUUCCCCAGGAACACAAGCAGCAAAAUGAGCAGCAUAAGAGUAAAAUCUCCAGUGAUACUCGCUUUAAUUUGUGGUCUAUAUCUAGGCUUACAGCAUGCCAAUGCAUUCCCGCAAGAAGCUUUUACUGCUGACGAUGACGAGGAAAUAGUGACAAGGGUUAUUGAAUAUAACGCAACUGUUGCAGAAAAUGAAAUACCAAUCCACGUACCUGUUACUGGUGAUGAUGAAGAUUCAAGUGACGUUGAGUCCUCCGAAGAGUUCUUCUAUCUGCCAGACAUAUUUAACACGCCAACAUAUCGUCUACAAAUUAGAUAUUUUAGGCUCAUACAAGAUUACGUCAACAAACUUAUAACUGAAGGACGAGAUUUUGUUGAGGCCACAUUGACAGCAAUGAAUACGCUGCCAGAGUCUUUCGGUCUCAGUGGAAAUUUAACACGCAUGAGUAACUUAUUGGAACGCAUUGAUAGUCAAGAUUUAUCGAAAAAUGAUUUGGCUGCGAUAAUUGAGAAAACCGAAAUUACCGAUGAACUAGCGGAUUUGUAUGGGGAUUUCCUGGCCAUUAUAGACGGACUCUCUGACGACGAUGCUCUUGUAUUAAAGGAAAUAUUUGAUAAAAUCGAUUUGGAUGGCUAUAAUGAACGUUUGGACGAUUUUCUUAAAAAUACGGCCAACAAAAUAACGAAAGUGGCGAAUAAGUUUUUCGACAAAUUAAGCAAAGCGGAGAAACAAAAAUAUGCAGAAUUAAUCAAAUGGUAUGAAGAUUUCAAACAGCCGAAAUCCGAUCUAGACAAAUAUAAUGACGCUGUGGUUUUGGUAAAAUAUCUAUUGACACAUCGCUUUUGAUAAAUUAAGUAUUUUAAAAUUUGGAAAAAAUGUAAUUUUAUGAAACUUAAAACAAGCACAUAUUGUUUUUGAUAAUUAUUAUAUUUCACAAU